Molecule: messenger RNA, 1236 nt
Organism: Odobenus rosmarus divergens (Pacific walrus)
Lineage: Eukaryota; Metazoa; Chordata; Mammalia; Carnivora; Odobenidae
Gene: CD300A
Product: CD300a molecule
Exons: 7
Coding region: 301-1236 (311 amino acids)
Cellular component (GO): plasma membrane
Molecular function (GO): transmembrane signaling receptor activity
Source: RefSeq, a predicted model, not a curated record
GGCGCUGUGGUGAAGCAGGGGUCCCGGCACUGGAAAUGCCUGUGGGAUCUGUGACACAGCUGGGUUGGGUCAGAGGGUGCCUGGGUCCUCGGGGUCUCAGCCCAUCAUGGUCCCCAGAGGCUUUGCUCCCUUGGUGCCCUUCAUUUUCUGACCAGCUCAAGGAAGAGAACCUGAAGAUACUGAACCAGGAAGCAGGCGCACAAAGAAAAGCAGAAGUGGAAGACUUGGAGACUUGAUCCUCCUCCUUGAAGGGGCCUAAAGCCGCCUGGUGCUGUUGCCGGUGACAUCUGUGCCGGAGGGAUGACCUGGCAGGGCCGGGUCGCGUGGCUGCCUUGGGCACUGCUGCUUCUCUGGGGCCCAGGCUGUUCAUCUCUGAGUGGCCCCACCUCCGUGACGGGCACCGUGGGGGGAUCCCUGAGCGUGCAGUGUCAGUACGAGGAGAAAUUCAGAGAGGUGGCCAAAUACUGGUGCAAAACCCCAUGUUUGUGGACUACUGUAAAGACCAAAGAGGCAGACAGAGAAGUGAGGAAAGGCCGUGUGUCCAUCAGGGACCAUCCUGCAAACCUCACCUUCACAGUGACCUUGGAGAACCUCACAGAGGAUGAUGCAGGAACGUACUUGUGUGGGAUCGAUACAUCAUGGUUCCCAGGACAUUUGCUCGAACCCACCUUCCUUGUUGUGGUGUCUGUGACCCCAGCAACAGAGUCCACCCCACCUGUCAGCAUCACUGUAACCCAGAUGUCGAAAAGCACAGCUAAAAUUAUGACUACGUUGGCCCACCCCUCCUCUGCUGCCACAACCGCCGUGGGAGCCACCCGCAGUGCAAGCGGCCAGGAGGCAUUCCCGCCGAGCCAGGGCCUGGGGCUCCAAGUACUCCUCUCCUUGUUGGCACUUCUGCUGCUUCUGCUGGGGGGCAGCUCGCUGCUGGCCUGGAGGAUGGUUCGCAGACAGGUCAAAUCUGGUGAGAAUCCAGAGCCACUCCGGACCCCUAGUCAGGUAAGACAACAAGGGGAGCCCCACUAUGUGAAUCUGGAGCUGCAGAUGUGGCCCCUUCGGGAAGAGCCUGUGCAUCCGAGGGAGGCGGAGGUGGAAUACAGCACAGUGAAGGCUCCCAGGGAAGAACUUCACUACUCGUCCAUGGUAUUUGACCUCCAGAGUGGGGAUUCUAAGGCCAAAAAGAUUCGCUCCCAGAGGACCCUGGAGGAGACACAGUACAGUGUGAUUACGAAGACAUAA